AUGGGAAACUGUUCUACAUCAUCAUCAGUGGAGUUACCAACGACUGAGCCACAACAAAAUCAAACUGAAAAUCACACAAGAAAUGACAAUGAAAUAAAUGUUUAUCUAGAACGUGCUAAACAAGAAUUCGAAGCUAAAUACACACAAUCAUCGAAACAAAUUAUCAAGUUAGAAGACUUUCAGUUGGAACGAACCAUUGGUAUGGGAGUGUUUGGUCGUGUCAUGUUAGCAAAAUAUGAAAAUAAAACAUUGGCAUUAAAAAUCAUGGAAAAACAAAGCAUUGUUGAACUUGGCCAAGUCGAGCAUAUUCUAUCCGAAAAACGUAUCUUACAAGCAAUCAAUUUUCCAUUUAUUGUCAGUUUAGUGUAUUCAUUCAAAGAUAAUGCUCAUCUAUAUUUGGCACUUGAAUUUGCCAGUGGAGGUGAAAUGUUCGUUUAUUUUAGGCGUGUGGAAAAAUUUCCGGAAGAUCAAGUACGAUUUUAUACUGCACAAAUUGUACUUAUUUUGGAAUAUUUACACUAUUUGAUUGAUGGCUACUUGAAACUAACUGAUUUUGGCUUGGCUAAAGUUGUGCAUGAUCGAACAUUCACACUAUGUGGAACACCCGAGUAUUUAGCACCUGAGAUUAUCAUGGGUAGAGGUUAUAAUAAAAGUAUCGACUAUUGGGCACUGGGCAUCUUAAUCUACGAACUAGCAGCGGGUUUUUCUCCAUUUCAAGAUGAAGAUCCAAUGAAAAUCUAUACAAACAUUCUUCGAGGUACAUUCAACAUUCCAGAACACUUUUCAUCUGAUCUCAUAGAUUUAAUACAUAAAUUGCUUCAUUGUCAUCCAGCGAAGCGUUAUGGUAAUUUACGGAACGGUGUAAAUGAUAUAAAAAAUCAUCCAUGGUUUUCUUCGAUCGAUUGGAUUGAUCUAUUUAAAAAGCGUAUCAAAGCACCUUAUGUACCAGAAGCUGAUAAAGAUCACUAUGAAACCUACGAAGAGAAUCAGUUGACACAUGCUGAAACCAAUUUGUAUCCAACUGAAUUUGACAGUUUCUAG
Rotaria sp. Silwood1 is the source of this 1041-nucleotide messenger RNA. Lineage: Eukaryota; Metazoa; Rotifera; Eurotatoria; Philodinida; Philodinidae. The record is from the annotation of a GenBank genome assembly.